Molecule: messenger RNA, 1167 nt
Organism: Lodderomyces elongisporus
Lineage: Eukaryota; Fungi; Ascomycota; Pichiomycetes; Serinales; Debaryomycetaceae
Exons: 1
Coding region: 1-1167 (388 amino acids)
Biological process (GO): sulfur compound catabolic process
Cellular component (GO): cytoplasm
Molecular function (GO): sulfonate dioxygenase activity
Source: RefSeq, a predicted model, not a curated record
AUGGCCCCCGUUGCAGCUGCAGUUGAAGACAAGUACGAUGCUUCCCAAUUCCAACCUUCUUAUUCAGGCAAAACCAAGCGUGGCAGCAUCACGGUGAGCCAGGACAACCAAAAAUUGGCAUUGUACCCACAAUACUUGCCCACAUGGAACCCAUUACAGAAAUUCCCACCAUACAAGUUUGAAAAAUACAUUGACAAAGGCCAUCAAGCAAGCGAUAAGUUUGAAAACUUGUUUUCUUUGGGCAGUGCCAAAUCUACAGAUUACACAGUGAAGAGGUUGACUCCAAAACUUGGAUCUGAAAUCGAUGGAAUCCAACUUAGUCAAUUGGACGACAAGGCUAAACUGGAUUUGGCCAAGUUUGUUGCUGAGAGAGGUGUUGUUGUGUUUAAGAACCAGGACUUUAAUGAUAAGGGUCCACAAUUCGCCAUUGACUUUAUGAACUACUUUGGACCAUUGCACAUCCAUCCAACCUCGGGAUCCCCGGAAAAUUUUCCACAAAUGCACAUCACAUUCCGUGGGGCAUCUCAAGAUGAGAUUGACACGGCUUUUGCCAAAAACACAAACUCCAUCUCAUGGCAUAGCGACUGCUCAUACUCUCUUAACGCGCUCCAAUUGACUUUAUUUUCAUGCUUGCAACUUCCCGAGAGCGGUGGCGAUACAUUGUUUGCAAACACGGUGGAGGCUUACAAUCGUUUGAGUCCCGCUAUGCAAGAACGCCUUGAAGGAUUGCACAUAUUGCACUCCUCGGUGGAACAGGCUGAGACUAAUAAAAAGGCAGGCGGGAUCACUAGAAGAGAACCCGAAACAAACAUACACCCCAUUGUGCGCGUUAAUCCAUUGACGGGCAAGAAACACCUCUACGUGAAUAAGGAGUUUGGAAGAAGAAUCAUCGAAUUAAAGAAGGAAGAGUCAGACUACUUGUUGAAAUUCUUGUAUGAUCAUAUAGAGGGAGCGCAAGAUUUGCAAAUCAGGGUCUCGUGGCAGCCAAACACAGUGGUGCUCUGGAACAACGCCACCACUGUACACACCCCAUGCGUUGAUUUUGACGAACCCGUCAUUAGACACGCGUACAGAAUCAGUGUGAUGGGCGAGAGACCCGUGUCUGAUUUGAAGUACUUGAAUGAUGAAAACUACUUGAAAGAAAAGUACGAGGAAUUGGGUAUCUAG